Vitrella brassicaformis is the source of this 2103-nucleotide messenger RNA. The record is from the annotation of a GenBank genome assembly. NCBI's taxonomy places the organism in Eukaryota, Vitrellaceae.
CUGCACAAGAGGCGUCCAACGAACAGCGAAUGUCUGUUGACGACACAAAUCUGUCCCAUCCAUCCACACAGUCCCUCACCUCACACACUCACACCCUUAGGCACAACAGCCAGCUGACAAUGUUCCAUGGAACACACACACUACACCCACAGCUGCCUUCCUCCUAUCCCCCGCCCCUCAUCCCUUCCACCCGAACAAUCUCCCCGGUUUGUUGGCUUCCAAGAAGGAAGUCCUCUGCAGAUGGCUGACGGCCUUCCGUGCCCUUUUGGCCGCCGGCUGCUGGGUGGCUGCCUCUUCUGUGCCGGCCUCCUCGCUGACGACCGUGAUCUGGGGCCGCUUCGGCUUCGGGGGGGCCAGUCUGAGUGGUGUGGGGAGUGGUGUGUCCGGCGGGCUGGGCGGCGGGACGGCCUGUGGUGUGGAGGGGGGAGCGGGGGCGAGGAGGGGGCUGGGCCACAGGCUCACACGCCGCAGCAGGUUGGCAGGGUUGAUGGUGGGCGGACAGGCAAUGGGCCUCCCUUUGUUGUGGCCGGGGUCCUUCCGCAGAUACCUGAUUAGACAGACAGACAGACAGAUCUGUCUGUCCUCUGUCUCACACACACACACACACAGAUCCACACGUACGUGUCUGUGGUGCGGCGGAUGUCAGCGUACAGCUCGGCGAUGGCGGCCUGCCGUCUCCUGGAGAAUCGAGUGUCCUAUAUGUGUGUGUAGAUGGACAAAGAAUACCAAUCAACAAAAGGAAAGGCGUCACGCACAAGCGAGAAUGGCUGUGGAGUGGUUUGGUGUGUGUCUGCAGACAGACAGUGCGUACCAGGACGAGAUUCUCGCUGUGUGUCUGCCCAAUCAUCUUGUCCCACUGCCGAACAAUACCCUCUCGUUGCUGCGUGGGCACACACACACACACACACACACACACGUGUGACACCGUGGGUGAAGUCACACACUGCGUAUGUGUCUGUGUGGGGUACCCACCAGGGUCAGUAGUUGCUCUGUCGGUGUGGGCAGCAUCUUGACUUUGCGCACCACGCCGCCACCGACAAACCUGUGGGCAGAGACGAACACACGGGUGGGUGGAUGGAGGAAUGUCGUGUUGCAUUCUGCUGUCGGUACCCUCUGUUGGCCUCGAGAGCAGAGAGGUCAUGCGGCUGGUCCGCAAACGACCACACAGACUCGACGUUGAUGCCCCGUCCUCCACCACCUUCAGUGCGUCAGCAAAACACCCCCCUCUGCACACAGCAAAGCAGACACACACAAAAGACGCACAGACACACAGUGUCCUCCCUUGUGGUGAUGUGUGGAUGCAUGGGCCCCUCUCUCAUGUCACACACACCUUCCACGUGUAGGACAGUCGCGGGUCCGCCCGCCCGCACAGGUCGGCAUGGCGGCGCGCCGAUACGACGGGGAUCUGGUUGGCGGUCAGAAAGGUCCGCACCUUCUCAUACCCCGACUGUGCGAGGCAGGUCGUCAGCCUGCACACACACACACAGACAAAUGUUUGCAGUGACACGUGUCACCAGCGUGUCACACACUGACCACCCAGGGGAGCCGUUGGAGAUGAUCAUGACCCGCCCGUCCUCGUGUGCCCGCCGGAUGACGGCCAGGGCGGCCUCGCCGCUCUGCAACGGCGCGGGGGACGGCCCGGCGUUGCUGAAGAAGGACGUGGGGAACAGUGUGUCGUCCUGAACAGAUGCAUUCAGUCCAUAACAUGCAUGUGCAUCCACAAACCAUGGAGAUCUUUUGUGGUUUCCGCCCCUCACCCAGUCGAAUAUGUACAGCUUGAACCCGCCCUGCACCAUGGGAACCAUCUGCAGCGCGGGGCUGGCCGCCAGGGUGCCCUCCCGUCCAUGCGGCUGCUGGGGCUGCUUACCGCCGGCCGCCGCGGAUUCGCCCAACAUGUACACGCCGAACUUCAUGAGGCUCGGCACGGCGAUGCGUUCCCGCCUUGAGGGCAGACGGGGCGUGCCUGUAGGGCCGUGCUGUUGUCGAAUGCGGAACGACGAGUGCCUUCUGACGGCGAUGGACACUGCUGCUGGACGACCCAGCCGGUUGUCACAAUUUGCCUUUGCAAAUCACUCGACGCCGCGGUUUUCAGCUGACACCAGG